AUGGCCCCAACGCCUAUACCUCUGGACAAGGCCUAUCUCACAGCGAUAUGGCUUGAGACUCUCUUCUACGGAGUCAACCUGUCUCUGUUCUUUUCGUAUCUCUUCAUCGCUCGUUACAAACGGAAGACAAGGACCAUCCAGCCAGUGAUCUUCACCGUUGCGAUUAUGAUGUUCAUCUUUUCGACAAUCCAUGUCUCGAUGGGAUUCCAGCGACUGAUCGAGGGAUUCAUCGUCUUGAGGGACUUGCCUGGAGGACCUGGAGGGUUCUUCUCAGAUGUAUCGGUCCCUGCGAACGUCGCUAAGGUGACGAUUCAUACGGUGAACUCGGUCUUGGGAGAUAGCAUCAUGGUGUGGAGAUGCUAUCAUGUCUGGGGAAGGAGUCUCAUCGCCUCAGCGCUUCCUAUCCUCCUGAUUACUGCCUCCGCGGUAUGCGGAUUUGGGCAGUCCGUCAUCUUUGCAGAGGCAAAGCAUAUCCACAGUGCCUUCCAAGACGAGUUGGAGAGAUGGAACGGGUCUCUCUUUUCCUUAUCACUCGUUACGAACGUUGUCGUCACUUCUCUCAUCGCCCUCAGAAUUUGGUAUCUCGGUCGUCAAUUUUCGAGUACAAAAACCUUUGUCAAUUACCAACGAGUGCUCAUCUUGAUCAUUGAAUCGGGAUCCAUAUAUUCAACGGCGCUCAUCGUUGAAAUUACCUUAUACUUUUUGGGGAGUAACGCAUUUUAUAUUGUAUACGAUCCGAUCGCUCAAUUGACGGCAAUUGUACCGACCAUGAUCAUUAUCAUGACGAGUUUGGGAUUGACCUCUAAUGACUUGAAUUCUGCACAGACUCGUGCAGCGUCAGGUGGUAGUGGUAGUACUACUACGGCGUCAGUCGCGUUGGAGUCGCGCCCUCGAUUUGCGACCCGGACUAUGAUUUCAACCUUUGGCGUGAAUUCAAAUCCCGAUUCAGAUGACCAUGUUGAAAAGGACGCUGGAACCCUGAAGGUUUAG
Messenger RNA from Marasmius oreades (fairy-ring Marasmius), 990 nucleotides. RefSeq lists its product as uncharacterized. Bases 1 to 990 code for a protein of 329 amino acids. NCBI's taxonomy places the organism in Eukaryota, Fungi, Basidiomycota, Agaricomycetes, Agaricales, Marasmiaceae. The record is from RefSeq and is a predicted model, not a curated record. The transcript has 6 exons.